AUGGAGGACCGGAAUAAAAUGGACGUUGCCUCCGAAAACUUGGAAGCCUCACUGGACUGCACACGUCUGCUGGAUGAAAUAGAAGAGCUAGAAGCACGUCUGACAUUACCGUUUUCACUAAAAUUGUCUCAAACUGCUCUAGGUAAAUUUCUUUCCUUGUUUAUUUUUAAGUUCUGGCAGUCGCUGACCGCGGAAGCGUGGAGUCUGCGUGCCUCGAAGCACCCAUUUUUCUCUAAGAUCCCCCCCCCUCCGGAUCUGUCAGGUUAUACCAACACGAAAGCCAUGGAAAGCCAAUUGCGCCUAAUGGAAGAAUACCGAAUAGCCGCGAAGCGGAAGCUAAAGCGCAUGUCCGCGAAGGAGCGGGCUCGCAUCAUCGAUAGUGUCCGCACGUAUUCAUUUACGGAACUUCUUCGCCAACAUAUUCGUUCUGUCGCUGUCUCGCGGGGAGAUUGUGGUUCUGACACAGAUGCGACCACUGAAAUGGAUGACCUUCAAAAGACUUUGUCAGAAGACGAAGAUGCUGUAGUUGAUGAGGACAACGAAGAGGAAGAUGAUGACCUAAUGCGUCUAGUUCGUCGUCAAAGGGAGGCCUUUAGCGCCAGAAUGGCAGCUGGCCGACCUAGUAUUCGCCGGAACGUUGGUGCAUCUCCUUCAGCUCGUCCUUUAACUCCGGUUGCUGUACCCACAACCACGUCUGCCCUUUCGAAGAACGAGCGCCUCUAUCGGACGUUGAUUAAGAAAUUCGUUGGGAAAGCCGCGCGCUUACGGGCCAACAUCCGACGCGAUAAACUGAUCAUGGCGAAGAAGGCUGCAAAGGAUUGUGCCAAAGCCGUACGGCAGCGUCAGACUCAAAAACCAUCCAAAGAUCUUGCAAAUCGUGCUCGAAGAUUGGCUAGAGAAAUAGCCGCUUACUGGUGCGUUCGUAGUGGUAGUGGCGUCAACGGUGGCGGCCAUCCACAAACCGGUAUGACAGAAGCGGGUGAAAUUGUUGGUGGCCCUGCAGAUGUUGUUGAGUCGGAGGUUGAAUCAGCGGCCGCAGCACGACGUCGUGCGGAGCGGGCGUUGGCGGAACAGAGAAAAGCCGAUCUAGAAUUGCUAGAGGCGCGGCGGCAGCAACGCAAGCUCAAUUUCCUACUCACCCAGACCGAACUCUACUCCCACUUCAUGGCCAAAACAAUGUCUGGUGGGGGUUCGGCUGGAGUCGAUUCGAUUCUCGAUCGACUUCAGGAAACACCGAAGGUCUCUGACAAAACGAGUGGCGCAGAACCUGCGCCAACCACUGCUCUCGCCGAAGCUGCCAAAGCUGCUGCGGGCAGACUUGGAAUUAAUGUCGAUGAUGAAUUUGAUGCUGAGACUCUGAAGGCUGAAGCACUAUCUCGCGUUCAAUCAGCCAUCGAGAAAGAGAGCCAAAUACGUAACGAGUUCGGUCAUGGAUUGCAGCAAGCUGUGGAGACAGAAGUGGAUAUUUCGAAGCCUCCCGCGCUGUUUAAAGGCGACUUGAAGACCUACCAACUGAAGGGACUGGCCUGGCUCCUCACCCUUUUCGACCAGGGCAUAAAUGGAAUCCUCGCCGACGAAAUGGGCCUUGGGAAGACUGUGCAGACGAUCGCCUUUUUGGGUUCACUUGCCGAGAAAUACAAUUUGUGGGGCCCCUUCUUAAUUGUCACUCCUGCCUCCACUCUGCACAACUGGACACAGGAAUUCGCCAAGUUCAUGCCGGAUUUUCGUCUGGUGCCCUACUGGGGUUCUCCAGCCGAGCGCAAGGUCCUCCGUCGCUUCUGGUCCCCUUCAGCUGCCUCCGAGGGCGCUCUCUUAGGCACUCGGGAGGCUGCCUUCCACGUCGUUGUAACUAGCUACCAAGUUGUGCUACAGGACGCCAAGUUCAUCAACAAAACAGCUUGGACGUACAUCGUGCUUGACGAAGCGCAUGCCAUCAAGAGCACGUCAAGCUUGCGUUGGCGCCUAUUGCUCUCUUUCAAGUGUCGCAAUCGUCUUCUUCUCACUGGUACGCCCAUCCAAAAUGCCAUGCGUGAGUUGUGGGCUCUCCUGCACUUCAUCAUGCCCGCCCUCUUUGAUUCCCACGACGAAUUCGCGGACUGGUUCUCGAAGGACAUCGAAUCGCAGGCUGCGAGCGGAGGUGGCGGUGAGUCGUCCGGAGGGAGUGGGGCCGUGACCACCCUGAACGAGAACCAACUCUCUCGCCUGCGCCUCAUAUUGAAGCCCUUCAUGCUUCGCAGAGUCAAAGCAGAGGUUGAGCAUGAAAUCACUGAGAAGGCAAGUGCCCUUUUCGUUAUUCGUGGUUCUGCAUGGAGAAGAACCCUCCAUGGGAUCGUGCGGUUGGCGUUUCAAUUGAGCAAAAUCCACAUUGAAGACCUCAACGCCGACGAUGCGACUCGAAGCGUCCUCUUUGUUUCCAAUCAAGAACAGGCUAGCAACCGGCUAAUGAACCUGGUCAUGCAGCUUCGCAAGGUCUGCAAUCACCCCGAUCUCUUCGACCGGCGGGAUGUUCGUUUCAGCUGCACGUCGGUGCGACCGUUUGAAGCAACGGGUGGAAACGGUCUUUGGUGGAUACCAAAGCUUCUCUUUGACGAAGGACUCGUCGCUGGACAAACGUGGCGUUUCCUGCGAUCCAUUUCAUUUGACUUGGGGUGUCAGGGUGACAGGAUGCGUGUGAUCUUCACAUAUUUUCUCAUUCUCACGGAUGCCUACCUCAUGAAGUCUUUCUGGCACUCUCAGGACCAUCAGCCAUUGUCCCACGAGUGUCAAUCUUUUGCGCGGUGCUUUUCUUCUGCUCGCUUGUUCGGCCAUCCACCCAGCGAGGACCCCCGAAACUACCUGCUUGCCAAAAAUCGAUCAGAUUCCCCGGUUGUUGUCCCAACAGAUCGACUACUCGAUUUGCGUCCGUUUUGCCAACUACCCGACUUGAGAAACCUCGUCUUUACGUGCACCCCAGACGGACAUUCCUUUGAGUCAGCAAGCGAAUGCCGUGUUUUACCGGCUAAACAAUCAGGCGACACGGAGCGAUUUGUCGAGGCCUACACGCGAUAUCCCUCCUUCGUGUACCGCGCCUUCACCCUGCCCGUGCGUGCAUUUGUACGGCCUCUGAGGCUCUUCUGCCCACGUCCAAACAUCCUCUUUGACGUGCAGUCUUGCGUCAAGACGGAAUCCACCGUGGCCCCCCUUCCCCCGUCGAUAGCCCUGGUCUCCCCGGGCUGCCUUAUCGCCGAUUCAGGAAAGCUGAAGGAACUCGAUCGACUUCUCUCCAAGCUGAAACUCGAAGGACAUCGCGUACUCCUCUACUCUCAGAUGACUAAAAUGAUCGAUCUACUGGAGGAAUUGAUGAUUUAUCGAGGAUAUGCGUACCUUCGUCUGGACGGCUCCUCGCGCCUCUCAGACCGCCGAGACAUGGUUGCCCAGUGGCAGACGGACCCGCGCUGGUUUGUCUUUCUCCUCUCCACACGAGCUGGCGGCUUGGGAAUCAACCUAACGGCUGCUGAUACCGUCAUCUUUUAUGAUUCGGACUGGAACCCCACCGUAGACCAGCAAGCUAUGGAUCGAGCGCAUCGACUGGGUCAGCUGAAGGCUAUCACAGUGUAUCGUCUGAUCUCCAAGUCCACCGUGGAAGGGAGGAUGUUACAAAGAGCAGAAGAGAAACGCGCGAUGCAACGAAUGGUCAUCUCAGGCGAUUCUUCGUCGGGCGACUCCUUUGUUCCGCAGGAUCGUGGAGAUCAAGGCAAAAUGACCCAAUCGGAAAUGGUCUCCCUCCUCCUAGAUGACGAAGAACUCGUCAAGAGACUCGCUCAGCGGAGGCGCACGCAACCACUCCGUGGCAGACCACCCGCCAUCAAGAAAGUCGAGCCGAUUUCAACUGGCGACGGUGCCGAGACCAGUGGUAGUUCUGCUGCGCCAAGCGUUGAGUCUAUCCUCAACCGAAAACGAAUGGCGGCUUGGGCCGAACGGGUGAGUUAG
This is a messenger RNA of Mesocestoides corti, 3969 nucleotides long. NCBI's taxonomy places the organism in Eukaryota, Metazoa, Platyhelminthes, Cestoda, Cyclophyllidea, Mesocestoididae. The record is from the annotation of a GenBank genome assembly.